Molecule: messenger RNA, 593 nt
Organism: Triticum aestivum (bread wheat)
Lineage: Eukaryota; Viridiplantae; Streptophyta; Magnoliopsida; Poales; Poaceae
Product: 2-oxoglutarate-dependent dioxygenase 33-like
Exons: 5
Coding region: 168-593 (141 amino acids)
Source: RefSeq, a predicted model, not a curated record
UAAUGACCACUCAGCUCAUUAUUUUUUUGAUUGGUCAAAGUGGGUGAUGGGGAGAAAUUCCCACUCAGCUCCAUGUUAACUACUCCAAUUGCUCUUGUGUGAUUGUGGUCAUUACUAGUGAUGCUUAUCAUGCCAUUUUUUCCUUUGCAGAUCUUUCAAGGAAGAUCAUGCGAGGUAUAGCCUUGGCACUAGGUGCGCCGUCGGAUGCUUUCCAAGGCGGAACGGCGGGAGAUCCCUUCUGGUAUCUCAGGCUGAUUGGGUAUCCAGCCCCAGCUAGUAUUCCACAGGAGCAACGCACUGAUACUGGAUGUGGAGCUCACACGGAUUACGGCCUUUUGACACUGGUUAACCAAGAUGAUGACAUUUGUGCUCUUGAGGUCAGAAACCUGUCUGGCGAGUGGAUACAGGCGAAGCCAGUCCCUGGGACCUUUGUGUGCAACAUUGGUGACAUGCUAGAGGUUUGGUCUAAUGGAAUAUAUCAGCCCACACUCCAUAGAGUUUUCAACGACUCCCUUCAUUACCGUGUAUCUGUUGCCUUCUUUUACGAGCUAUCUAUUCAUCAACAAAAGGAAAAUAAUUUUUUGUUAGGUUAG